Messenger RNA from Symsagittifera roscoffensis, 3962 nucleotides. Its product is annotated as rab GTPase-activating protein 1-like. The transcript is spliced from 20 exons. The record is from RefSeq and is a predicted model, not a curated record. Lineage: Eukaryota; Metazoa; Xenacoelomorpha; Acoela; Convolutidae. The coding region runs from base 34 to 3705 and encodes 1223 amino acids.
UGUGGCAUGAAAAUUGUAUAAACAGAAUGCAAAAUGUCAUCAUUAGAAGAUGACUUGAAACAAAAAUCAGAAAAUGAAGAAAUUUCAGUCAAAACUAACGAUGAACAAGGAAAUGGUGCUCCCACCGGAUCAGAUAGUUCUUCAAUUAAUAAUGAGUUUUGUUUAGUAAAUGAGGGAGAUCUUGCAAGUGGUAGCAGUGUUGGGUCGACAUCAGUUUCACGUUCAGCAUAUAACAUGACUCCGGAAGAUAGUCGCGAGGAACUGGAAGAAAAACUACGUGAUGCUGCAUUUGAAAGCGAGGAUAGCAAAUCUUUUCUAUCUGCAACGCAGGAAUCGAACUCGACCACUGGGGAGAAGACAGAUAAACGAGAUGAUAUAGACUUGGUUGGUCUUCUCACUGGGACUUCAGAAGAGAUGCAGGAGCAAGUGGACAGUACGUAUCUGCAUGGUGUGACGUAUCUAGGAUGUGGCUCAGUGGAUAUGACUAUGGGCUACAAGGGGGCCCUGGAGGUCAUGUUGGAUUUGAAGCGAGAGGCGAUGAGUGCCGUUCCAGUGACACUCGUGGUUCCAACAAACUCGUCCGGAAAUUUAAGGUUGAUUACACCUGGGACUGACGAAGUGAAGUUCUCAGUCUCCAUUCGAAACAUCGCCUGCUGCACACGUGGCACCACCCAGGAGAUGCAAGACUGUCUGGGAUUCGUGGUCAGUCAGCCCACUCGGAGGCCCCAAGGAACCAUUUCAGCUACUGAAGAGGAGCAGUCAGUGCCGACCGAGUGUUAUUUGUGCCACGUGGUACAGUUCGCAGCACUCGAAACAAUCUCGGCUGCUUUGAGCAGUUUCUCUCAGGCUUUCGGCAUGCACUCUAUGCCCCCUGGGGGUCUCCAUGCAGCCUUGGGGGAGGAGCCUCUUCUGUUGGUUCAAUUCAAUGUCUCAGUGAAGGAGGGGGAGACGAAACAAGUGCAGUCAGUGACAGGUGGAUCCGCAAGCAGUACCAGCACGGAAAUUAAGUUCGCCUAUAAUGUUCCAAGAGAUAGAACGUGUUUGAAGUUGCGGCAGUCGGUGCUGAAGAAAGUUGAGAUUGCAGUGAAAGUCGUGUCUCAACCCCAGUUGCCCAUCGAACGAACGUGUGGCUUCUUCGUACAGUUCGACGAUACGGCUGCGAAUGUGAAGAACCGCAACUAUGAGCUGUUGGAUCAUCUGGAGAACACUUCGGGUGAAAAUAACGAAGUUUUAGCCUCAGGAAUCAUAGACCCCUCUUCGCCACAAUUCAGUCUGUUCAACUUGCUAACUGGCAAAGCCGGUUUGCUGUAUGUGCGUUUUGCAUUGGACGUGGUGUUCAUGGGAAUUGAGACUCCUGUGAGAUUCCACAUUCCCGUGGUGUGUCGGAUAGUGGGCAAGGGGGAGAGGUUCUUCUACCCCAACAGGAGACCACUAGUCAUAAGCUACAUCAUCAACCUCAAAGCCAUUCCCGAUACUGAUAGUUCAUACCGAGUGGAAGCUCUGAAGUGCGAGGGAGAGACGAACUCUGGAAGCAUGGCUGGAAGUCUAGCAGGAAGUAUAUUCCGGAUCAGUUCUGCUCACAGCUACGAUUUCUCGGCCGAAGAGGAGGACAGUUUGUCCAGUGUGAAUGGUGCUGGUGACUUUGCAAACGAGUUCUAUGGGGGGUCGGAGGCUGAUAGUUUGAACCAAGGGGCAGAAGAUGACCCGAAUGAAUCAGUUGAUGACGUGGUGUUGAUGAGUGGGUACGGCUCAGUGUCCAAAGACUGCAGCGCAGACAUCUUGGAAAAGUGGGAUCAAGUUUUGAAAGAAUGGAAAGAUACUGGAACCCCAGUCACACCGAUAGACUCACCGGAACAAAAUACUUUCUCAUUUGGGUUGCCCGGUAAAGGUCGGCCGCAACCGAAAAAAGUGAGACACCUAGUUCGGACUGUCGGUAUCCCAGAGGCUCUCAGAGGGGAGGUGUGGUUGCGACAGGUUGGGACGGAGGAUGCCGAGGAGCUAUGCGCAAAGUAUCGCGAGUUCCUAGACCAGGAGUUCACGAAUGAAGAUCAGAUAAAGAGAGACAUCCACAGAACGUUCCCGGCCAACGACUUCUUCAAGGACGACCAGGGACCAGGACAAGAGGCACUUCUGAAAAUUGCAAAGGCAUAUGCUCAGUACGACCACGAGAUCGGCUACUGUCAAGGCUUCACAUACAUAGCAGCUGUUCUACUCCUGCACAUGCCUGAAGAGCAAGCGUUCUGUGUGUUCGUCCGUCUUAUGGGUCUAUUCAAGCUACGCGAACUGUACAAACAAGACUUCUACGAACUGAAACUGAAGUGGUACCAGCUGGACAGUCUUGUGAAGGAUCACAUUCCAACUCUCUAUUACCAUUUCCAGAGUAUAGGACUGAAGUCACACAUGUUUUCGUCCCAGUGGUUCCUGACGCUCUACACGGCCAAGUUCCCGCUGUACUUGGUGUACAGAGUCUACGAUAUCAUCUUCAGCGAAGGAUUGUCGUUCCUCCUCAAUAUUGCGCUGGCGCUUUUGAGAGAGGCAAGUGAAGAGCUGUGUCGGAAAUCGUUUGAAGAAUGCAAUACUUAUAUCAAGGCCAACAUUCCCCGCAAGUACAGAGACGCCGCUUGUGCAGAGGAUCUCAUCAGAAAGGCUCUGCAAAUGAAGAUUAACCCCAAAAAGCUGUCACUAUAUGCUAAAGAAUACUACGAGUUAGUCCAGAGAGAAGAAAGACUGAAAGAUCCAAUGGAAAGACUGAAACUGGAGCAGCAGGAGAGCCAUUCGAAGAUAAUGUCACUGGAAGCAGAGGCGGUCAAUUUGGCCAAUGAGUUGGUGAGUGCUAAACUGGACUCCCAGAGGAAGUUGGAGACGGUGGAAGAGAAGGUGUCUCAGAUCCAGAACAUGUUCGAGAAGACUCAUCAGGAGCUGGCUGAGAUGCAGGACCAGAAGCAGAAUCUAGAAACUGAAGUGCAGGAGGUCGGAAUGCUGGAGCAGCAGGAGAGCCAUUCGAAGAUAAUGUCACUGGAAGCAGAGGCGGUCAAUUUGGCCAAUGAGUUGGUGAGUGCUAAACUGGACUCCCAGAGGAAGUUGGAGACGGUGGAAGAGAAGGUGUCUCAGAUCCAGAACAUGUUCGAGAAGACUCAUCAGGAGCUGGCUGAGAUGCAGGACCAGAAGCAGAAUCUAGAAACUGAAGUGCAGGAGUUGAAGAAGAUAGUGACUAAGUCGACGAAUGAGACGAAUCAGCAGAGAGACAUUGUGGCCGAGUAUCGCAAGUUGUGCUCACGAUUAGAACAGGAACGAGACGCACAGACCAAAAUAGUGGACACUCUCAAAGAUGUGGCAACGCAGUGCUCUAAUUGCAAAGAAAAAUGCUGCGAACUCUUGUCGUCAGGUGACUCAGAGAACCCUAACAGUGCAAACGGACACAGUAACCAAAAUGCAGUCAAAUCAUCGAGAGACUCUGAAUCAGAAUCCCUACACAUGGAACAAGAGCUCGCUUUGACUAAAUUGAGACUAGUGGAAGAGCAAAGUCAAAAUCAGCAACUAGAACACGAAGUGGCCGAGUUGAAACAAAUGGUAGCAGCUAUGAGUCAAUCGGCCAAUCAGAGCGCUUCUUCAGCUACUCAAUGGCUGUUGAAGAGAACACCAAACUUCCUGUCGCGCAACACGACAGGGAAUCAGGGAUCAAUUUCCGGCCAUGACCUAACCUAAUUUGCUGUGAAUUAUGCUAUCAUAAUGAUGCCAAAUUAUUUAACUUGUCAGUGUGCUCAUCAGCACACAACGUUUGCAAAUAGAACCCUCAAAUUAUUAUUCUCCUAAAUUCUGUAAAUUAUCUAUUUCAUUGCAGCAUAGUAUUGUAUGAGAAGAAGUGAAGAAUGUCUAUUUUCCAAUUGUAAUGUACAAUGAGUUCCUUUGAUUGUGCGAAGGCUAAAUGGCGUCAUGCUACUCAAUUUAGAUUUUAGGCCAGU